AUCCUACCCGUUAUUAGCACACCUGCUCUCUCAACAUCCUUUAGCCUGCCAUUGCAUAUCAUUAGCUCAAUACUCUCUACCCCUUCCCCAUCACACUGAAAAUGGCCUCCACCGCCACUCUCUCCAGCGCCAUGGUCAGCACCUCCUUUGUCCGCCGCCAGCCGGUGACAAGCCUACGCUCCCUUCCUACCUUUAGGCAGGCUCUUUUUGGCCUAAAAGCCCAGAGAGGGGGCCGACUUACCAUGGCUGCAUACAAAGUAACUCUCCUCACUCCUGAAGGACCUUUAGAAUUUGAGUGCCCAGACGACGUAUACAUUCUUGACCAAGCCGAGGAAGAGGGUAUUGAUAUUCCAUACUCAUGCAGGGCUGGUUCUUGCUCUUCAUGCACUGGAAAGGUUACAAAAGGUUCUGUGGAUCAGUCUGACGGUAGCUUCCUCGAUGAUGAGCAGAUGGAUUCUGGUUUUGUUCUCACUUGUGUCGCUUACCCCACGAGUGAUGUUGUCAUCGAGACACACAAGGAGGACGAUCUCUAAAUUUAAAGUGGUUUACCAAUUACUAUCCUUCGCCUUCUUCCUAAUUUAUUGUCUGUUACUUUUAGGUUGGUUGGCUUAGUGUAAUGGUCAAAGGGUUGUCACUGUCAUGUCCCUGAACGAGUUACAACAUGUUGUAAGGUUUUUGUUCAUUUGUGGUAACGUAUGAAAUUGUUGUAGCCUUAAUUAUCUUAAAUGUUUUGCUGAGGAUCUUUUUGUUCU
This is a messenger RNA of Theobroma cacao (cacao), 752 nucleotides long. Its product is annotated as ferredoxin-A. The record is from RefSeq and is a predicted model, not a curated record. NCBI's taxonomy places the organism in Eukaryota, Viridiplantae, Streptophyta, Magnoliopsida, Malvales, Malvaceae. Gene Ontology annotation, cellular component: chloroplast stroma. Gene Ontology annotation, molecular function: electron transfer activity; 2 iron, 2 sulfur cluster binding. Gene Ontology annotation, biological process: electron transport chain.